CCUAAGUUCCCCGGUUCUCCUCUCGCUGCUCAUUCUCUCCAUAAGCUGUCACACAUACACACACACACACACACACGCACAGAGACGCGUACACACACGGAGCUCCUGCGUGUUGGAGCAAACCUCUGCUCCGUCUAGUCUCUCUCGGCUGCCGAGCCGCAGCUGGUUUGAUUCUGCGGGCAGCGCGGAGCUUCGUCGUGACAAGAGUUUUUGGGGGAAUCGGCUGAAGGAGGAAUGAGCCGCGGAGAAGGAAGAUAAGACGAUGGUGUCAGAGUGGUGCCCUGCAGUCAGACGUGCACACUCGUUCGAACACAUGGCUGACAGCAUGAGGGCUUGAAAGAGCGCACAAGAGUGAGGGAUCUGAAGACGCCCCGUCAUAGAGAAAAGACGGAGUCUCUGGCCAGUCCCCUGCUAUUUUGCAGCUGUGUUGGAGUCAGAAAGUGUUCGUCGGCCUUGCAAGGAAAAUGAGAUCUCUCUCUACAUGCCAUUUCCCUGUACAUGGGUACGGGCCAGAGCAGCGUAAAGCCUUCCUGGCCUUGAAUGAAACCCCUGGGGCUGUUCUGUGGAGGUAUUUGUGAUAACCCUGCUGGAUGUUCUCUUGUCACCCUCCUCCAUGGUUGUCAUUAGUGGCUAAUGAGCUGCUGCUGGAGAGCGAAAGGAGAAUGCGCCUGUUGUGAGAGAGGCAAGACCUUACAGCUGUUAUUAAGAGACCCAGGGAUCUCGGACAAGAAAGUCUUUGCCCUUCCCAAAAAAAAAAAAGAGAAAAAAAAAAAAAGCAAUCAAAGCCUUUGAAACCUGCAGCUUUGAAAUUAUGAACAUAUUUUAACUCUGAAAAUUUUGAUAUGUCUUCCUUUUCUGGUAUUAAUUAUUAAUAUUUUGUGUUCAUGUUAUAUGUCUGAUGACAAUGACACGGAUCGGAUCAAAGACGCAGUAUUUCGACACGAUGAUUCAGCCAUUGAACAUGUACUGUGUUGCUUUUUAAAAGUGAAAAUUUUAGCAAGAAGAUAUUUUAUGAAACUGUUAUACAUCUCUUGUUUGUUGUAAAUUUUAUGACCUUUGACUAUCUUAUGUCUUGAAAAAAAAAAAAAAAAAAUUGGCCACCAUGGCAGCAGCCUAUCGUGUCGUUGUAAGCAGUGUGAGCUGCUACAACAGCGUGGUGGUGGACCGACGUGCUCACUCCCAAGCUGUGCACUACUGCUCAGGGCCAUGCGGGGCGCUGUCCCAAGGUUUAGACUGCACCGUUGCACACCGUGGCACGUGCUCUGAGUUUCUUGUUGACCCCGAUGCCACAUUCAAUGACUUCAACAGCUCGCCCAUGCAACCUCGUAACAUGAUUUCUCCGCACCUUCCCAACCAUAAUAAACUUUGUGUUUCCAUGGAUACUAUUCAUAACGGUGGUCUGGAGAGGGCGGGCAGCAGUGGCAAUUUGUCUUUAGGGGAAGACAGCCCCACAUGGCGGGGUAAAAAGACCUCGAGUGGCACAGGAUCUACUGGCAACCUGACCUGCUCUGGCAGCUUGAAGGACAUUACUGAAGAGGCCAUUAACCUGGCCAGCGGCAAGCUCAAAGAAUUUUCCUUUGACAAGCUCCGCCUGUCCUCCUCUAGUCAUGUUACUCUCCGCAAAGGUCGUAAAGUACGCCCAGACUCUUUUAGUCGUCGCUCAACUGACCUGGAGAUCAUCUACGGCCACUUCAGCUCCAGUCUUACAACAAACACAACAACUAAUAGCAUGACAAAUGGCAUAAUUACUUCUAAUGAUGAGAAUGUGCCGCCAUUUAUGCUAGGGAAAGGAACUGGAGCAGAAGAAGCAAAGUUAAAGGGGAGCUCUGGUUCUCUGUCAGCCACCACGAAAGUGGGUAAUGGCUCUACAAGCAGCCUUUCAAGUAUUGGAUCACUGGACCAGAGUCUAAACACCGUGGCAUCACUGUACCGCACUACUCUUGGAGAGGAGAACCUAAUUGCCCGACUGCUAGAGAAGACAAGGGCAGAGGCUGGCAGUGGGGGGGCAGGUGGUGAGGACAUCCGUGCCUGCCUUGACAUCCUGCUUAAAUGUUCUGAAGACCUAAAGAAAUGCACUGACAUCAUCAAACAAUGCAUCAGGCGCAAGGCAGGUGGAGGGCCAGAGGACGGAGGAACAAAUCCUGACAGUGUUUAUCGGGCUGUGAUGACCCGACUGAGCUCCUAUCUCAAGAGACUUCCUUUAGAGUUGGAAGGGGUUGGAAGUCUGGGAGGCAUGGGGCAGGGCGGUCAAGGCGCACCUGGGAGUGGGCAUAGUGACCUCGCUGAACUGAUCAACACAAUUCACUCUAUCCAACAGGGACCCUUUUCUCCCAUCUUUGGCAAUGAGCAACCUCCCCGCUAUGAAGACGUUGUGCAGUCACCUCCCAUCUCCAAGAAAUUUUUACACUCAACAUCUUCUGCUCCUUCGUCAGCCUCACCUUCGUCCACAUUAUUAAAAUCAGAUUCCAACCAGGCCAAAUCAGUCCAGAGUUCAGUUUCGCCAAAGGGUACCUCACUUACCAAUGGACUACAGUCCACACAUCCUUCUUUGAGCACCCAACACACUCUGUCUCCUCCACCUGUGACAUGUUCGCCUUCUAGUUCUUCUCCAACACACUCACCCUCCCCUCUUCGAAACUCUCCUACAUCAUCAUUCACACACACUCCCCCGACAUCACCCAUGGAAGCUCUAUACAUCGAGGAAGAGGAGGCAGAAAUCGGAAAGACUGCAGAUCAUAUCUCACAGCCGACACACAUGCCAACCAGAGGGAUUAACAUGACCCAGAACAAAAAUGGAACUAUCAUGGGGCAACAACUGCACUUAUCGCAAUCUAACACAGCUAAUAAUUCUUCAAAUCAUUUGCCAGGAAGCUCCAGCUACAUUCCCACUUGGCCUUCCUCCACCUCUUUAACAGUCUCGACACCCAAAGCUACUUCACACAGAAAUGAUGACAUUGAUAAGCUACUGAUGGACUUGGAGAAUCUCUCUCAGAGUAUGAGCCAUCCUAGAACCACGGAGCCUCCACUUCCUGCUAAGACCAGGAAGAGAGGAGGAGCACAAGCGAUUGUCUCCAACGAGUCUCUUACUCAAGCCAGAAUGGCUCAGCACCAGGUUCAAAAACCGACCAGCCACCUGGGCAUGAAUGGCGUUAACUCCAGGGUGACCCAGAGCCCCACUCCUCCUCAGGGAGAGAACAGUGAACCUGGCACUGGGGAUGAAGAGGAUGGGGCACUGUUGUUGAGAAUUCUUGAGAGCAUUGAAAGUUUUGCCCAGGAACUUGUUGACUCUGGGGCAGGGAGUUCAGGUAGUGCCGAGAGAAAAGUUGGAAAGGAGAAGGAGGUGAUGAGGCUCCUGCAGGAUACGCUGGUCACUGCUGGUAGGGCCGAAACACCAGACAACACAAUUCCACCGGUGGUCCCCACUACUCCCUCCACGCACACAGCUGUAGUCCAACCUGUGGCUUCAAAUCACACUCAGGAAAAUGCACCCAAAGUUUUAUCUGCAUUAGCUUUUAUAAGUGCAGCAUCUGAAGCGGAGUGUGAUGCCGCAGUUGAAUCUGAACCUAAAACUACACCAGAUGCCAAUCCAGAAAAUGUGUCCAAGUCAGUGCCAGAUGAAACUACUGAAACUCCUACAGUCGAGGUUCGUUCAGAAUCCCUGCCUGCUUCUGGAGCUUAUACACCUGGAAACCUUCAGGAUUGCACCCUUGAAGAUGAACCCGCACCUGCAGUCUCUGUAGAAGAACCAUCUCCUGUUGCCCUAUCAGCCACAGAAGAUGCCGUCGUUGCUGAUGGUGAACCCUCGGCUUCGAGAAACACUGGUUCUACCCUUCUCAUCCAGCAGACUCCAGAGGUCAUCAGGCUCCAGCCCAAACUGGAAAAGAAGCCAGGAACGCCUCCUCCAGCGCCGCCCGCAACCGCAGCUUCUCCACCCCCCACGCCACGUUCGCCAAGCCCUCCUCCAGCGCCGGUGAUCAUCACUCCCCCUCCUCCUGCCGUUAACAUUCCCAGGUUCUACUACCCUCGUGGGCUCCCUGCCCCGGGCCCGACUGCCAACCACGACGCAACCAUCGCUGCCAUAGAGACGGCCUUCGCUGAGUUCGAGGAGGACAAGGCUGACAUUUAUGAGAUGGGCAAGAUUGCGAAGGUGUGUGGAUGUCCGCUUUACUGGAAGGCAGCCAUGUUCUAUGCUGCUGGUGGUGAGAGGACGGGCUUUGUGUCGGUUCACUCAUUUGUUGCAACAUGGAGGAAGUUGCUGCACAGUUGCCACGAUGAUUCAUCGAGGUUUAUUUAUCUGCUAUCUAAACCUGGGCUUACGUAUUUGGAACAGGAAGACUUCAUUCCUCUUCUCCAAGACAUUGUGGACACGCACCCUGGACUCACGUUUUUGAAGGAUGCCCCUGAAUUCCACUCGCGCUACAUUACUACGGUCAUCCAGCGGAUAUUUUAUGUGGUGAACCGCUCCUGGACGGGGCACGUCACCAUGACAGAGCUGCGCAGGAGCAACUUCCUGCAGACUCUGGCCCUCCUGGAAGAAGAGGACGACAUCAACCAGAUCACCGACUACUUCUCCUACGAACACUUCUACGUCAUCUACUGCAAGUUCUGGGAGCUGGACACCGACCACGACCUCUACAUUGACCCCAAGGACCUGUCGAGAUACAAUGACCACGCGUCCUCAAACAGAAUCAUCGACAGGUUGUUUUCCGGUGCUGUAACCCGGGGCAACGCCGUGCAGAGAGAAGGCAGGAUGAGCUACGCUGAGUUUGUCUGGUUCCUUUUAUCUGAGGAAGACAAGAAAAACCCAACCAGCAUAGAGUACUGGUAUCGCUGCAUGGACGUCGACGGCGACGGCGUUCUCUCCAUGUUUGAGCUGGAAUACUUUUAUGAGGAGCAGUGCGAGAGGAUGGAGAGGAUGGGCAUCGAGCCGCUGCCCUUCCAGGAUUUGCUCUGCCAAAUGCUUGACUUGGUCAAGCCCGAGAAUCCAGGCAAGAUAACCCUGAGCGAUCUGAAGCGCUGCCGGAUGGCUCACAUAUUCUUCGACACAUUCUUCAAUCUGGAGAAAUACCUGGACCACGAGCAGAGAGAUCCAUUUGCAGUGCAAAAGGACAUUGACAGUGAAGGUCCGGAGCCGUCCGACUGGGACAAAUAUGCUGCAGAGGAAUAUGAGAUACUGGUAGCAGAGGAAACCGCAAACGAGCAGCUCCAUGAAGGGACAUUUGAUGACGACUAUGAAUCCGAGGAGCUUCAAGUCCCAAGAGAGAUUGGGAAUAAGAUGGAAAAACUGGUCAUAUCCGACCUGUCGGCAUAAGUCUCUUUUCGUGGAAUUGCUGGGCGUCUGCGUGUGGGUGAAACAUAGGAUCUGAAUGGGGGGAAAAAAAGGGACUUCCUGGCUUCUCUCAGGAAGGAGUUUAUGAAUGCGUUUUGUGUAUGUACACUUCUGUUUUGCUGCGUGCGUGGCGCGACUAUGCAUUCGCACACAGGGACAGUACAAUAUCUCUGCUCUCUGAUCCGUUUGAGAAGACAAGACGGUGACGGCGGAGAGAAAAAGAACUGCUUGAUAAGCUCGCCGGAGAUUGGGAGAAAACUACUUAACUGUAAAAACAAACAAAAAACUUCUUUGUGAAUUCUCUACUGACAAUCAUGCCAAAA
Molecule: messenger RNA, 5652 nt
Organism: Poecilia latipinna (sailfin molly)
Lineage: Eukaryota; Metazoa; Chordata; Actinopteri; Cyprinodontiformes; Poeciliidae
Gene: ppp2r3a
Product: protein phosphatase 2, regulatory subunit B'', alpha
Exons: 13
Coding region: 1103-5311 (1402 amino acids)
Biological process (GO): protein dephosphorylation
Cellular component (GO): protein phosphatase type 2A complex
Molecular function (GO): protein phosphatase regulator activity; calcium ion binding
Source: RefSeq, a predicted model, not a curated record